GGGGAGAGGUGGAGGAGGGGGUGCUGGCGGGCCGAGUCGGGAGGAGGUUCGGGCGUUCCUGAAGAGCACGCUGGCGGCGUUACGCAGGGGCUCCCCCCUCUCCCACGCCGUGACCUGGGAGAUGCUCCGCCGCAGCGCCGCCGCCCACAUGCUCCUGCCGCAGUGCCUGGAGAUGGAGUUCGCCAUGGCGGCUCACUUCGUGCACGGCCACGCGGACUUCCUGGAGGGGGUUCGCGCGCUGCUGGUUGACAAGGACAACGCGCCCGUGUGGCGGUACGGCAGGGUGGGGGAGGUGCCGGCGGCGGCGGUGCAGCGAGUGUUUGAGCCGCUG
Messenger RNA from Astrephomene gubernaculifera, 331 nucleotides. NCBI's taxonomy places the organism in Eukaryota, Viridiplantae, Chlorophyta, Chlorophyceae, Chlamydomonadales, Astrephomenaceae. The record is from the annotation of a GenBank genome assembly.